This is a messenger RNA of Pelmatolapia mariae (spotted tilapia), 2124 nucleotides long. Its product is annotated as tripartite motif-containing protein 16-like. The transcript has 2 exons. Gene Ontology annotation, molecular function: zinc ion binding. Bases 583 to 2124 code for a protein of 513 amino acids. The record is from RefSeq and is a predicted model, not a curated record. NCBI's taxonomy places the organism in Eukaryota, Metazoa, Chordata, Actinopteri, Cichliformes, Cichlidae.
UUCAUUUUUAAACACAUACAUUUGCAGGUCCUGUCUGUUAUGACCAGAAGAUGAUGAUUUCUUUGUCUUGUUUAGUGAUGAUGCUUAUUUGCAUCAAAAUGAUUAUGUGGUCUUAGUUGUGCAAAAACAUGGAUACAUAAAACUGAGAAAAUGUGAAUUCAGGAUGAAUGGAUGAUAAGAUUUUCUGCUAAACUAUCAUCGCCUUAUCGCUGCCUUAAUUUCGUCAUUUGUUUGGCUUUUAUCGUAAGUCCACGUCAUUUCUAGCUUAUCACAAAAGUGUGUUUGCAAGUUAAACUUUGGUGGGUGUUUCUGUGCCGACACAUCCUGAUUUAUGCUGUGAAAUUUGUCUGACUCCACCUGUUCGGUUUUUGUUUUAACAGUACAAAGUGCAAUAUGUGAGAACAUUAAUCUAAACUGCGGUGCCACUGGACAUAAUACAGACUGAGAGACGAGGUUGGGACAUUCUACAGUACAUCGAACUGGAGUGAAACAAAGAGCAGUAAGGACUUCUCUCAGGACUGAAUAAUAUUCAACAAUUCUGAUCAGGACAUUCUGAUUUUUUUAAAGUCUGAAAACAUCAACAUGGAUCCACAAACUAUUCUCUGUGACAUGUGUGCAGAGGAGGACAGGAAACCAGCAAAGAAGACGUGCAUGAAGUGUGAGAUCUCCAUGUGUGUCCAGCACCUCCAGGCCCACCUGACCACACCUGUGUUACUGCAGACUCAUCCUCUGACUGAACCCAUGGAUUUAUGUGGGAACACCAAAUGUUCUCAGCACGGCAAGCUCCUGGAGUACUACUGCUUGGACGACAUGACCUGUGUGUGUGUUUCCUGCGCCAUUGAGGACCAGCACCGCCUACACAAUAUGAAGACCUUCUCCACAGCCCACAAAGAGCUCCUGGAGAAGCUGAAAGCUGAGCAGCUGAUCUUACAGGAGAAAACAGACGAUGAGAAUGUGAGUCUGGAAAAGUGGGAGAAGAGUGAAAGAGAGAAGCUGGGUCGCUGCAGUGUGCGUCUGACUGAGGCUGUGACUAAGCUGCGUGACAUCUCUCUGACCAGCGUCCAGAGCUCAGUCUCUGCUCGUAUGGUGUCCCUGAAAACCAGCAAGAGCAGCAUGGAAGCAGCACAGAAGGAGAAGGACACCUUCAGAUUCCUGCAGAUGUAUUCUCAGGUGCAUCAGGAUGUGGAGAAGGCCAAAGCUGUGGAUCUGAGCAAAGGGCUGGAGCCGGGCAGCCAUCGGGACAAACUGGUUGAGGAGAUAAGACAGAAUGGGGAGAAGAUGGUGAGUCAGGCGUUUCAGUUCUGGGGAUCAUUGCUGACUCUGGUUGAUCCUGAACACCACCAGGAGCUUGUUCCCAUUGGUUCAGACCUGAUCUUUGAGCCACAGUCUCUGGGUCCUGGCAUGUCGCUGUCCAAAGACAACAGGAAGGUUUUCCACAAUAGCUGGCUGGGACAGUGCUGUGCAACUCUUCUAAUCUGUAGUACCAAGACAGCCAGCAGCUAUCAGAGGUGGGUGGUCAACCUGCCUAAAGAGUCUGAUUGGACGACUGGUUUAUGUGAAAAAACAUCUGCAAAGAACUUGAAGGAUGGAGCUGUGUAUGGACUGUGCUGGGAGGAUAAGCAGCUCAGCAGCCUCACAACAAAGAGAAAUGAAGGUUUUCAAUCAUCCACUUUACAAGGUUUGAAGGUGCAAAAUACUGGUACAGUCAAAACUGGGACCCAACUCGCGACAACCUCUGCAUUAAUCACAUAUCAGGGGGAGAAUGGAGACGAGCCUGUACCACGACCUGAAAAGGUGGAGGUGUUGUGGAACUUUACUGCCUCCACGCUGUCCUUCUUCAGGAGAACCGGACAGCACCAGAGAGAAGAAAUAAUCACAAUGAAGCUUAAAGUAAGCAUCAACAACUGGGACCUGGUCCCAUUUGUCCAACUGGGAAAGCAAAAUAUCUACAACACGACCCAGCAGCAGCAGCAGGAAUGGAAGUGCACAUGUGGGAAAGUUUACUACAGGGAUGGUAAUGGAUACAGAAAUAAUAUGUCCCGCUUUUCCUCCGAGGCUAAUUGUUCUUGUGGAAAAAUGAUUGGUGGUCCAUGUGUGACAGAAAUGGUUUGUAAACUCUGUUAA